AUGACCAAAGGAGGAAUGGAGUCAGUGGAAUUGUUCACAACUGAAGGCAAAGGCAGGGGUUUGAAAGCCCAGAAGGAAUUCUUGCCUGGGGAUGUCAUCUUUGCAGAGCCAGCCUACGCAGCCGUGGUGUUUGACAGCCUGACACACGUCAUCUGUCACACCUGCUUCAAGAGGCAGGAGAGGCUGCACCGCUGCGGGCAGUGCAAGUUUGCCCAUUACUGCGACAGGACCUGCCAGAGAGCAGCCUGGCUCAACCACAAAAACGAGUGCUCUGCCAUCAAGAGGCAUGGCAAGGCACCCACCGAAAACAUCAGGCUGGCUGCCCGCAUCCUGUGGAAGAUGGAGCGGGAGGGCACCGGGCUGUCCGAGGGCUGCCUGGUGGCCAUCGAGGAGCUGCAGAACCACGUGGACAGCUUUGGGGAGGAGGAGAAGAAGGAGCUGCGUGCUGAUGUGGAGAGUUUCCUGGAGUUCUGGCCGCCCCACUGCCAGCAGUUCGGGAUGCAGCUCAUCUCCCACAUCUUCGGGGUGAUCAGCUGCAAUGGCUUUACCCUCAGUGACCAAAGAGGACUGCAGGCUGUUGGUGUGGGAAUCUUCCCCAACCUCUGCCAGGCCAACCACGACUGCUGGCCCAACUGCACUGUCGUCUUCAACAAUGGCAAUCAUGAGGCUGUAAGAUCAAUGUUCCACACACAGAUGAGGAUCGAGCUGAGGGCCCUGAGCAAGAUUUCCCCGGGGGAUGAGUUGACAGUUUCCUACGUGGAUUUCCUCAGCCUGAGCGAGGAGCGGCGGACGCAGCUGAAGAAGCAAUAUUACUUCGACUGCACCUGUGAGCACUGCAAGAAACAGCUCAAGGAUGACCUGAUGCUGGCAGUGAAGGCAGGGGAAAGCAAGCCCUCUGCAGACACGGUGAAGGAGGUGAUCCAGCUCUCCAAGGACACGCUGGAGAAGAUCAACAAGGCCCGCAUGGAGGGACAUUACCAUGAGGUUGUGAAGCUGUGCCGUGACUGCCUGAAGAAACAGGAGCCUGUGCUGGGGGACACCAACAUUUACCUGCUGAGGAUCCUCAGCAUUGCCUCCGAGGUGCUCUCCUACCUGCAGAUGUUUGAGGAAGCAGCUGACUAUGCCAAGAGGAUGGUGGAUGGCUACCUGAAAAUUUACCAUCCCAACAACGCUCAGCUGGGGAUGGCCGUGAUGCGGGCGGGAGUGACCCACUGGCACGCUGGCCUCAUUGAAGCUGGCCAUGGCUUGAUCUGCAAAGCCUAUGCCAUUCUCCUGAUAACCCAUGGACCUUCCCACCCAAUUACCAAAGACCUGGAGGUCAUGCGCGUGCAGACGGAGAUGGAGCUGCGCAUGUUCCAGCAGAACGAGUUCAUGUAUUACAAGAUGAGGGAAGCUGCCCUCAAGAACCAGAAGAUCCAAGUCAUGCCUGAGCCCAGCAAUGAGAAUGCACCAAGCCUUUUCCACAAAAAGGAAUAA
This is a messenger RNA of Agelaius phoeniceus (red-winged blackbird), 1476 nucleotides long. RefSeq names its product SET and MYND domain containing 1 (gene SMYD1). Lineage: Eukaryota; Metazoa; Chordata; Aves; Passeriformes; Icteridae. The record is from RefSeq and is a predicted model, not a curated record. Gene Ontology annotation, cellular component: nucleus. Gene Ontology annotation, molecular function: protein binding; histone H3K4 methyltransferase activity.